Messenger RNA from Trichomonas vaginalis G3, 597 nucleotides. Its product is annotated as retrograde vesicle-mediated transport, Golgi to ER. The coding region runs from base 1 to 597 and encodes 198 amino acids. Gene Ontology annotation, molecular function: GTPase activity; GTP binding. The transcript has a single exon. Lineage: Eukaryota; Parabasalia; Trichomonadida; Trichomonadidae. The record is from RefSeq and is a predicted model, not a curated record.
AUGAAAAGUCUUCCCCUCAAAGUCGUACUAAUUGGAGAUACACUUGUAGGCAAAACUUCAAUUGCCACCAGAUAUGUUAACGGGGAUUUUAACGAAAGCUACAAAGGAACAGUUGCUGCAAAUUUUUUGCAUAAAUUAGUUGAAAUCAAUGACUAUUCCUGUGAUUUGGCUAUUUGGGAUACCGCUGGACAGGAAAUAUAUCGUACCCUUACACCUAAUUAUUACCGAGACGCAAAUAUCGCAAUUAUUGUUUUCGAUAUCACCUCGAUGAAUACAUUCAAGCAAGUCAAAUCAUGGAUCAAUGAAGUAAAAACCAAUGUACAAGAUAUAAUUAUCAUGGUUGUCGGAAAUAAACAUGAUUUAGAAGCGAACAGAGCGGUUUCCAUGGAUGAAGCAAACGAAUUAUGUCAGAGUUUUGGUGUUGAAUACGUUGAGACGUCAGCUCUUACAGGAUAUGGUAUUGAUAUUGUUUUUGAAACUGUGGUGAUCAAUUACAUCAAGUCUAUGAAUCAGAAAUCAUUUAAAUUUGAUACUCCUAACCGUGUUGAUCUUAACAAUGAAAAAUCUUCUGAAAAAAAUAAGAAAUCUUGUUGUUAA